GCCAUUAUUUCUUAAUGUACCUAACUUCAUGCGAUAGCAUUACGACGCCGCACAGGACAGACACGAGUGUUUCUCAUAAUUGUGUCCAACGUUUCAUCGAAAUGGCGGAGAAAUCACGUCGAGUGGCGCAAACAGAAGAUUUAUCAAAUGUCGAGUUUGAAACCAGCGAGGAUGUCGAAGUUAUUCCCACCUUCGACAAUAUGGGCCUUCGCGAUGAGCUAUUACGCGGGAUUUACGCGUAUGGUUUUGAAAAACCAUCCGCCAUUCAACAACGAUCCAUUAAACCUAUCAUGAAGGGUAGAGAUGUGAUAGCUCAGGCGCAAUCUGGUACAGGAAAAACUGCUACUUUCUCAAUUGCGAUAUUACAGUCACUAGAUACUCAAGUACGAGAAACUCAGGUUCUAGUUCUCUCACCUACUCGGGAACUUGCAACUCAAAUUCAGAAAGUUAUACUUGCACUGGGAGAUUUUAUGAAUGUACAAUGCCAUGCUUGCAUUGGUGGCACAAAUCUUGGGGAAGAUAUCAGGAAACUUGAUUAUGGACAGCAUGUUGUAUCUGGAACACCUGGCAGAGUAUUUGAUAUGAUUAAAAGGAGGGUACUCAGAACUAGAGCUAUCAAAAUGUUGGUACUAGAUGAAUCUGACGAAAUGUUGAACAAAGGCUUUAAGGAACAAAUUUAUGAUGUGUAUCGAUAUCUUCCACCAGCGACACAAGUUGUUUUAGUUUCGGCCACUUUACCACAUGAAAUUCUUGAGAUGACUAGUAAAUUUAUGACAGAUCCCAUUCGUAUUCUUGUCAAACGUGAUGAACUGACGUUGGAAGGAAUCAAGCAGUUCUUUGUUGCUGUAGAACGAGAAGAAUGGAAAUUCGACACAUUAUGUGAUUUGUAUGAUACAUUAACGAUAACACAAGCUGUUAUCUUUUGUAAUACUAAACGUAAAGUAGACUGGUUAACGGAAAAAAUGCGAGAGGCUAACUUUACAGUAUGUUCUAUGCAUGGGGAUAUGCCACAGAAGGAACGAGACAACAUAAUGAAAGAAUUUCGAUCUGGUCAGAGUCGGGUAUUGAUUACAACGGAUGUUUGGGCGAGAGGAAUCGAUGUUCAGCAGGUAUCGCUCGUAAUUAACUAUGAUCUGCCUAACAAUCGUGAAUUAUAUAUUCACAGAAUAGGUCGAUCGGGACGUUUCGGUCGUAAAGGUGUAUCAAUAAACUUUGUAAAAACUGAUGAUAUAAGAAUUCUCCGAGAUAUCGAGCAAUAUUAUUCUACACAAAUAGACGAAAUGCCGAUGAAUGUGGCAGAUUUGAUAUAAGUGUGAAAUUUAUGACUGGACUGAAUAUUUUUCGCACACAAAGAAUUCUUUAACUUUAUUUGUAAUAUUUACAAAAUAGAAUAUGCCUCUAUAAGUAACAUUAUAUGUCAACAGUUUCCAAAUUAGUUUGCUUAAGAAUCUUUGACAAAUGUCAUAACCU
Messenger RNA from Pogonomyrmex barbatus (red harvester ant), 1470 nucleotides. Its product is annotated as eukaryotic initiation factor 4A-III. The record is from RefSeq and is a predicted model, not a curated record. Gene Ontology annotation, molecular function: nucleic acid binding; RNA helicase activity; ATP binding. NCBI's taxonomy places the organism in Eukaryota, Metazoa, Arthropoda, Insecta, Hymenoptera, Formicidae.